AUGCCGUUCCCACCCCCCAGUGACGAUGAAUCCGCUGAAAGCUCUCCGCUCCUCCGCCCCCGUUCCUCAGCCACAAAUAGCUCAACCCUAAGCCCGUCGCCUUCCCCUUCCUCUCGCUCCUCCUCCCCGGCCCGUCGCGCCGCCCGCUCCCGCGCCCGACUACGCCUCCUCACCUCCGCCCUGACCGCGCUCCUCUCCGCCCUCUGCGCCGGCUCCGUCACGGCCUUCUCUCUAUACGCGCCCAUCCUCCAGGCCCGUCUGCGUUACUCGCAGUUCGAGGUCAAUGGCCUGGCUUCGGCCGCGUCCGUCGCCAUGUACGCGCCGGUACCGCUGCUGGGGUACCUGUGUGAUCGGGCCGGGCCGGCGCCGUUGGCGUUGCUGGCAGCGGUGACAUUUGGGGGUGGAUAUGCGGGGGCGGCCGGAGCGUACGUGAGGGCAAGAGGGGUUGUGGAGGGAAAUGGGGGUCUGGGAGGAGGAGGAGGGGCCGGUGUCGCAGCAGAGUGGUAUGUGUUGAUGGUGCUGGCGUUUGUGGCGAUUGGUGUUGGUACCUGCUGCAUGUACAUGAGCUCCGUCGCGACGUGUGCGAAGAACUUUGGCAAAGGCAAGCACCGUGGUUUAGCGGUUGCCGUGCCCAUUGCAGCUUUUGGGUUGAGCGGCAUGUGGAUGAGCCAGGUGGGCAGCCAUUUUCUUCUAAACCACGAGCCUGGUGCGGAAGAUGGUGAGGUAGACGUGUUUAAGUUCUUUGUGUUCUUAGCCGUGUUGUUGGUUGUGGUUGGCGUUCUGGGUUGCUUUGGGCUCCGGAUCGUGGACGAGAAGGACUUGAUCGAGGAAGCCGUCGAAGAGCUGGAGCGUAGCGGGAUCCUGGACGGUAGCGCCAUGUUUACCCCAGGGAGGACCGAGAGCCAGUACGGAACCCUGGAGAGGGACGACCCAUUUGACGAGCUGGAAGAUGCCGUCAAGGAUUCCGAGGAAGAGGAAGCCCGCUUGAAGAAGCGAACCGUGCUCAACGCCGAGACCCGCCGUUUCCUCACCGACCACACCAUGUGGUGCCUUGCCCUCGGCUUCUUCUUCAUGAUCGGCCCUGGCGAGGCCUUCAUGAACAACAUGGGUACCGUCAUCAAGACUCUCUACCCCCCCACUCUCCACUACGAAGGAAAACCCACCUCUCCGGCCACGCACGUCUCUAUCGUUGCCAUCACCAGCACUGCCGCCCGCCUCCUCACCGGCUCGCUCACGGACCUCCUAGCGCCUAGUCCCAAGGCCCGCCACGUCCAAAUCACCCGAGCCGCCGUCACCGGCCACCCGCUUCCCUCUCAACGUUUCUCCGUCUCCCGCGUCUCUUUCCUCCUCCUCUUCGCUCUGAUCCUCUCUCUUGGCCUAGCUGGCCUAGCCUCUGGCUUUGCGCAAGACCACGGCGACCGCUUUUGGUUAAUCUCUGGGCUCGUCGGAGCCGGCUACGGCGCCGUGUUCAGUUUAACGCCAAUCAUCAUCACCGUCAUCUGGGGCGUCGAGAACUUUGCCACCAACUGGGGAAUCGUCGCCAUGUUCCCCGCGCUGGGCGCCACGCUGUGGGGGGUGGUCUACUCGGCUGUGUACCAGGCCGGCGUGGAGAAGACUCGGGGCGGCGGCCCGGGCAGUCCCGGCGGGGCUGAGAACGAGGAAGAUAAUCUAUGUUACGGACAAGAGUGCUAUGCGCCCGCAUUCUGGGCUAUGGCGGCUAGUGUGUGGGUGGCAGGCGGGCUGGUGUUGUUUGCGUGGAAGGGUAGGAAUGGAUGGUCGCAACGGGGAAUUGUGGUUUAA
This is a messenger RNA of Dichotomopilus funicola, 1800 nucleotides long. RefSeq names its product major facilitator superfamily domain-containing protein. Gene Ontology annotation, molecular function: transmembrane transporter activity. Gene Ontology annotation, biological process: transmembrane transport. The transcript has a single exon. Gene Ontology annotation, cellular component: membrane. Bases 1 to 1800 code for a protein of 599 amino acids. NCBI's taxonomy places the organism in Eukaryota, Fungi, Ascomycota, Sordariomycetes, Sordariales, Chaetomiaceae. The record is from RefSeq and is a predicted model, not a curated record.